This is a messenger RNA of Salvelinus sp. IW2-2015, 1848 nucleotides long. Its product is annotated as bcl2-associated agonist of cell death-like. Gene Ontology annotation, biological process: apoptotic process. Gene Ontology annotation, cellular component: mitochondrion. The record is from RefSeq and is a predicted model, not a curated record. Lineage: Eukaryota; Metazoa; Chordata; Actinopteri; Salmoniformes; Salmonidae.
GCACCUAUAAGGGAUCAUAGCUGUCACCUGGAUUCACCUGAUAUUUACAAUGAACCACACACAUGAUUGUGUGGAUGACAACCCAGAAACCAUGAAUGAACUAGAUGAGUCUGACCACUCAGGAACCACACACUACCCAGAAUUUCAGCUCCAUAAUGUCUCCACUACGACGAGCAUCAGACCACAACCAGGUGGGCGAGUGCGGCUCUACUCCGAGUCCCAGGUGUGCUCYCAGGUUGGCAGAAGGGACAACACAGAGUUUCAGGAUGCAAUGACUCCUACUGAGGAGGGCGGGGGCGAUGGGGCUCCUUUCCGAAGUCGAUCACAGUCUGCUCCUCCUACACUGUGGGCUGCAAAGAAAUAUGGCCGCCAGCUGAGGAGGAUGAGUGAUGAAUUUGACACCUGGCUCGACAAAGGGGAGCCCAAGAGAGGGAUUAGCCCAGGAGGGGUCAAGCAGGAGGUCUCCCGAGGAUGGUUCUCUUUCCUCUGGAGUCCAAAAGAGGCCAAAGGCAGGGAGUGAAAAAUCAAUACAGUUUUUACCUCUUUCAGAGACCCAGCCAAGGCAAGAAGGAGCUCAUAUAAUUUCCAUAACGACUGAACCACAGCUGAAAUAUUCACGUCCCAUGUGCAUACUUUUGCAGAAAUUACAGUAUUUUUAUGGAAAAUAUCACCAGUUCAAAUGUGACUUUUGUACAAUCAAAUCAAACGUUAUGCAAAAAUUCACUGCAUAAUUGAWAAUAUGUUGCAAUAAUUAACAAUAAGUUAUUCACUGCAUAAUAGAUGCAUUUUCUAAGCGACAAUCUCUUGUGCUACUGACAUAUUUAUAACAUAUGUAUAAAUACGUAUAACAAAUAUUUCCAGAGAAAUUUCAUAAAUUGUUCUAUUGAAGAUGUUCUACAUUUGUAGGUAUGAAUUUCAAGAUCUAAUAAUCAAUGKUUUGAAAUUCACAAAAUGUAAAUAUACUUUUGAGAUUCUUAAAAUAUGAAACCUGUGAAAGAACAACUGAUCUGUGAUGACAAUAAUUAUUAGACAUAUGUUGUAUGUUGAACACAAUUUUCUAUUAUACAUUUCUUUCCCGAUUUCAAUCGUUAGCUAAGCUAGUCUAUUGAAUGCUUUAGUCUGCAAAUACAUAACGAAUUCUGACUUCACAUAAGCUCUUAACUCUUCAAGUCAGGGUUUUGACAUUCUACAAUUAUCCUCAUACAUACUUUGACUGGUACACUCAGUUUAUUUUGGUAUUUAUCUUAAACUUAGACUGUACAUUUCAUAAUAUUCUUUCAUUUGCAAUCAUCUUUAAUUUCUUCUGUAUAUUUUUUCAAUUGUAGAUUGUGCAUACGGAUAUUUAAAACAAAAAUGAAGACAUAUUUACAAUCCAGGCCAUAUACGCCCUUCUCAACUGCAAAUAUUGAGAAGGGCGUAUGCAAUAUGCAAAUAUUCUGAAUACUGUUAAGUCUUCGGUUGAAGAAAUAUGAGUGUAUAGGGMAGUCUGGUGUAGAACAACUAUGGUCACUGACUUCAGUUAUAACUGAUAUUCUACUUGAAACUUUGUGUGUAUCUUAACAUUUUGAUAUYUCCCCUUUUCAUUAACUGUUAACUGUUUUUACAUAUUUUUUAUGUUAUGUUAUGUUAACAGAUUAAAUUAUUGAAAAUUGCUUAUUAAAACUAGUGAUGCACCGAUAUGACAUUUUUGGCCAAUACYAAUAUCCAAUAUUUUCCUUACCAAAAGACCCGAUACGGAUAUUUAAAAUUGUAGAGUUCUUUUAAGCAUUCUAAUACAGUUAACUAGUUAACACACACAUGGACGCAGCGGUCUAAGGCACUGCAUCUCAGUGCAAGAGGUGUCACUAC